Messenger RNA from Syzygium oleosum, 1258 nucleotides. Its product is annotated as protein TIFY 6B-like. Gene Ontology annotation, biological process: response to wounding; regulation of defense response; regulation of jasmonic acid mediated signaling pathway. Gene Ontology annotation, cellular component: nucleus. The record is from RefSeq and is a predicted model, not a curated record. The coding region runs from base 300 to 1070 and encodes 256 amino acids. The transcript has 6 exons. NCBI's taxonomy places the organism in Eukaryota, Viridiplantae, Streptophyta, Magnoliopsida, Myrtales, Myrtaceae.
UCUCUCUCUCUUGCUCGCUCGCUCGCUCUCUCUCUCUCUCUCUCUCUCUCUCUCUCUCUGGUUUUUCAAUAUGAUGCCUCUUUUGGCCUUUAGUUUGAGAGCUGAGUGAUUGGUUGCGGAUUUCGUAGGCGGGUUUUGGUGGAAUCCGUGUUUGGGUGAGGAGAUUUGUUGGGAAGCUGUGAGAUGGAGAGAGACUUUUUAGGUUUGAGCUUGAGCGAACCAUCGGGUGUUGUGAAGAAGGAAGAGAUUAGCAGUGAGGCUUGCAGAGACUCUGUACUAAAGAUGUCAGGGUUGAAUGGAUGGAUGACAUGGCUUUCUUGCAAUCUGUAGGACUGAACAAAGUUUCGGGAACAAAAUGGCCAUUAUUGGACAAGUUCUGUGCAGUUCCUGAUUUGAAGCUAGAGCUGCCGGGAGGUGUUGUUGUUGCCACUCCAAAUUCAGGUCUUCUAGGCGCCGCUUCUACAUUGGGAACCACUGAACCGAGAAAUGCUGUCAAGUCUUAUGGGCCUCCUCAACUGACCAUCUUCUACGCGGGUAACGUGAUUGUUUACGAUGACAUCCCUCCCGAAAAGGUCCAGUCUAUCAUGUUCCUGGCAGGGAGUGGGACUUCUAAAUCUCCUAAGACAUCGCACUCAAGAUCUUAUGUUCAAGCGCCUACCCCUGGGAAUAUCAUUGGCAAUCAUGGGGUUCUGAAGCAGCCUACUACACGGCCUUGCUCUGGCCUUUCGAGCCCAUUCUCAGAGGUCUCACAUCUGGCUCCUAAGUUGGGGAGUGGACCCGGUAACAUGGAGAAAGGUAACACUGAAGGAGUUACUGCUCUGAGCAAAGUGGACAAUCCAAAGACGGUUGGGGCCAUGAGAUCAAUUUCUGCAACGACCAUGGUAUCGGCUGCCAUCCCUCAGGUUCCUACGGCAUCCUUGGCUCGGUUCUUGGAGAAGCGCAAGAAAAGGGUAGCAAAUGCCGCACCAUACAGCCUCAGCAAGAACUCGUCUCUGGAGUGUGCCACCCCAUCCUCCGGUCCCCUGAAGCUCUCUUCUGGUCCUUCUAUGGACAAGGACUGUACUCAGUGAUGUGUAAGCCUUUUAGGAUUUGAUGUGCUUGAUUUUCUUGUUUGCGUAAUGAGUAUUGGCGUAGUCUGUAAUGUUCCGGUGCGGUCCUUGUACGGCCUAAAUAGUGUCUCAGCAACGGUACUUGCUGUAACCUAGUCAUGAGCUGAAUCGUCUGUUCAUUCGUGCAACGAAAAGGCUUUCUGAUUCAA